GAGGAGAGCGGGGUGAGUAACCUAAUUCGAAUUCCCAGAAUAUUUCCCACCAAAAGUCCGAUUUCCCUCAUUCGAGUAUCCAUUUCACUUCCCCAGUUCACGAAACCAACCUAGCAAUGGCGCAGAAGGAAGCUGGUUCGUCUCUUGAUACUCUGAUAUUGCGUUUCAAUGCCAAAAUCACCGAGCUUCAGGAUCUCGUAGUCGCCCGAAACAUGUACCCAGCGAGUAGCGUCACUGAUCUGUCAGCAGUUGACACAGCGCUGAAAGCUAUGGAGCUUCAGGUUCACGCAAUCAAGGGCCGGCUGCGAGAGGAAACAGAUGCCAUCCCUAAAGCUAAGAAGCUCAUCGAUGCAUCACUGCGGCAGCAGAAGAAGCUGCAGGGUAUGUCAGCCUAUGUGCCGGUGUAUCUGCCUGAAAGACCAACCAUGUCUAAUUUGGAAUGUGAACGAGGCGCGUCGCGGGAAACUUCUGAUCAACCGACCAGUUACCGGUCUGUGAUAGUUGAGGAGGAGCCUGCAGCGUUACCCAGGGAGAAAAAGGGUCGUGGAUCUCCACCUUUGUGGUAUAUAACUUCCGAAGAGCUCGAUUCAUUAAGCUCAUACAUGAGAGGAAGACUCACUCUAGAUAAGAUCAAUGCAGCUGUCAAUGAUAUUGCAGCUUACGCUGAAGCUAAUGUCCAACUUCUUGCAGCUCCAAAAAAGAAGAUAUCAGAAAAUCUAUGGGAAAAAGCUUUGGAGCUGAGGGAUAUUGCAAUGACUGACGCUGCCAAGGGGAAACACUUCUUUCUUGAAACUGACGUGAAGGGACCAAACCUGAAGCUUGACAACAGUGGAAAAGCAAUCUUGACUAUUCUACGCCACCUUGGACGCAUCACGGAAACUCGUAUUGGUCAUCAUCGGGUGAUCAUUCUCUUGAAGAAGCCGUAGUGAGCGGGCAGCUUAAAACAUUGGCAAGCUUAAAACUUGAGAGAAGCUUAGAGAUAAGGAGGUAAGUUUGGAUGUAUGGCAACCAUCUGUGUGCAUUGAAUGAAGCUUAGCGAACCCAAAAUGAGUGGAUCUCAGGCUACUUCGAUUCCUAUGAAGACCAUGAAGAUGAUCAGUCGGAUUGCAAUUUACUGGUAUGAUAUUGAGAAACCAUGAUUCUCACUUGUCAGUGUAGGUAGAUAGAUUCUCUGCUUGUAGCUGCCAAAACAAGUGAAGGGGGUGAUAGUUGAUACUAUUGGCUUGAAGUUGCUUACACUUGUAUGGUAUCUCCCAAAAUUCUAGAC
This is a messenger RNA of Linum tenue, 1267 nucleotides long. Lineage: Eukaryota; Viridiplantae; Streptophyta; Magnoliopsida; Malpighiales; Linaceae. The record is from the annotation of a GenBank genome assembly.